Messenger RNA from Serendipita indica DSM 11827, 1035 nucleotides. Lineage: Eukaryota; Fungi; Basidiomycota; Agaricomycetes; Sebacinales; Serendipitaceae. The record is from the annotation of a GenBank genome assembly.
AUGUCUGAUGCAUACAAUCCUACAAUAGACGUCAAACGCAUCCACAGGGCCUGUCGGAGCACGGCCAAUAAUGUGAAGCUAACAAAAAUCCUCGUCAGCAAGACUUCUCAAGAGAUUCAAAUGCUGCAAGUAGCUUGUAUGAAUAAGCUACAGAAGCCGCUCGUCGACCUGGUUGUCUCAGAGACUUCCGGUAGGUAUCAGACGGGCCUUGCACUUCUCGCGAGCGGCGCAUUGGCGGGAGAUGCAUACUUACUCAAGAAGGCGAGUAAACAAAAGAUGGAUUCGCGUAUUCGACUGGCGCUGCUCACCGAGAUUCUCGUCAUGCGAUCAAAGUCAGACUUGAUCAGACUCAAGGAAUACGUGAGCGCAACGCAGCACCGUAGUCUGGCCAGCAUUGUCAACGACGCCAUACGGAUGAUGGACGCUUCGGUACAAGAAAACCUCAUUGAAGCUUUCCGGCUAUGCAUGCUCACGGAAGAAGAGGUGGUCGAGGAGAGCGAGGUUAUGUCGAAUGUGCAAACAAUCAAAACCUUUCUCGAGGGCGGGGAGGAUGUCACGGUGAAGAAGCUCUUGGGAGUAAUCUUGGGCUGCUCAUUAUCGCAUCUACGUCUGCUUGUCGAUGGGUACAAGACACGGUUUUACGGCAUCAACCUCUCUCAAGCCAUCGAGGACUCGCGUGACAGUAGGAUAUCGCCCACUCUCAAAGAGGUGCUUAUACAUGCCCUGCUCACAGCCGAACACGAGACGAAGGGAGCCAUGGAGGGUGUUGUACGUGAUGUGCGCCGCAUAGAGACCGGCCUUCAUGAUGACUACCUGCUCACAGUACGCCUAGUUCGUGCACACUGGAAUCAGGAUCGAUUCCGUGUACUCCUAGCAGAGUGGACCAAGGUCCGACCAGAGAGUGGGCACCCGGUCGAGCGUGUCAGGAAGCACACGCGGUGCGCCCUGGAGGCGCUAUUGGUGAGGGUGAUCCAAGAGGCUGAGCCGGUCCCUGCAUCUUCAUGGUUGCAUCGUAAUAUUGACAAGUGGCUUUGA